Messenger RNA from Carassius auratus (goldfish), 5212 nucleotides. RefSeq names its product IgGFc-binding protein-like. The coding region runs from base 1 to 5022 and encodes 1673 amino acids. The transcript is spliced from 16 exons. NCBI's taxonomy places the organism in Eukaryota, Metazoa, Chordata, Actinopteri, Cypriniformes, Cyprinidae. The record is from RefSeq and is a predicted model, not a curated record.
AUGGGUGUUCAGUGUCCCGUCCACAGCCACUAUGAGCUCUGUGGCUCUGGCUGUGAAGUCACCUGUCAUAGUUUGGCUCCUCCCACUGGCUGUCGUAGCCCCUGUAUGGAGGGCUGUGUGUGUGACGACGGCUACAUCAGGAGUGGGGACCGCUGCGUCCCCUUCUCUCAGUGUGGGUGUCUCUAUGGCAACCGCUACUACUUCCUUUACCAACAGUUCUAUCCUGGCAAUAACUGUGAGGAGGUGUGCAUGUGUUUACCAGAUGGCCAGGUGGUCUGUAAAAAGUCAUCUUGCGGCCCCUAUGAGAGGUGUGAGUUGGUGGACGGCGUUCAAAGAUGCAAGCCAAUCAGACAGGCCAUUUGCGAAGCUUCGGGUGACCCACACUAUGUGUCCUUUGAUGGGCUGCGCUUUGAUUUCCAGGGAACCUGUACCUACAUUCUCUCCCAAUCCUGUGGCCUGGAACAGACCAACCUGACCCAUUUCUCCAUCCAGGUGAAAAAUGAGAGAUGGUGGCCCAAUAGAUAUCAUAAAGUGUCUGUUACCCAGCAAGUGGCCUUAACAGUCUACGGCAGCACCAUCAUCUUAAGACAAAAUGAGCCCCAGAUCUUGGACUCUAAUAUGACACCAUUCCCACAGGUCAAUGGGGUUUUGACUAACCUCCCUUAUAGUUCAAGCAGUUUAAAUGGCCCCUUGGUCCAGGCCUAUAAGGAAGGUAUUUACUACAUCAUCAAGACUGGCUUUGGUCUCUACGUGACCUAUGACCUGUCUUACCACGUCACUGUUACCAUUCCUGACAACUACAGCAACAAGACCUGCGGACUCUGCGGCAACUUUGACGGCAUCCCUUCGAAUGACUUCCGUCUCCCAGAUGGCAAUAUUACACAGGACGUAAAUGUAUUCGGGAGAGCCUGGAAAGUCGAUGUCCCUGGAGUGAUGUGUGAGGACGGAUGUGAAGGCGACACAUGUGUGGACUGUGAUCUUCGACUGAAAGCCAUCUUUGAGAAGCCUCCCUACUGUGGAGUUCUGGUUGAUCCCAACGGGCCGUUUGCUGCCUGCCACGCUGUGCUGAACCCCUCAGUUUAUCUCAACGACUGUGUCUUUGACACCUGCGCAUCCGACGGCAGCAUCAGGGUGGUUUGCGAUAGUGUGGCGAGAUAUGCUUUUAGUUGUCGCAGAGCCGGAGUCGUUAUCCAAAGAUGGAGGACAGACAAUUUCUGCCCAAUGUCGUGUCCAGCUCACAGUCACUACGAACCGUGCACGGACGUCUGCUCUUCUGCUUGCCCUGGACUGACUACGAUAAUCCAGUGUCCUAAAACAUGCACAGAGGGUUGCGCUUGUGACGAAGGCUAUAUGUUUGAUGGCCAGCAAUGCACUGAACAUCAGCAAUGUGGCUGCUAUCAGCAGGGACGCAAGUAUACGGCUGGGGAGGUGGUUUACCUGGACCAGUGUCAGCAGAAGUGUCAAUGUGAUCCAGUGAAUGGACUUACGUGUGAAAGAGCAAACUGUCCUAACGGCACACAGUGUUUCCUUAGAGCGGGAAUGUGGGGCUGCUUUUACCCAGAUCCAUGUCAAGACCUCCACUGUCGAGAGAAAGAGACAUGCGGCUUUGAACACGGCAACGCUGUGUGUGUGCCCCAGUACAACAGCACAUGCUGGGCCUGGGGUGAUCCGCACUACCACACCUUUGACGGCCAUGAGUAUAACUUCCAAGGCACCUGUAAACACAUCUUGUCUAAGACCUGUGGGAAUCUGAGUGGACUGGUGCCCUUCUCUGUAACCCAGAGCAAUGAAAACCGCGGAAACCCUGAUGUGUCUUAUGUGCGAGAAGUAGAAGUUACUGUAUAUGGCAGCACUUUUACCAUGGUGAACCACCAUACAGGACAGAUCAUGGUGGAUGGUUUGUGGUUUUAUCUUCCUCUUGAUCAUCUUGACGGCCAAGUGAGGGUGAGACAGAGUGGCAAUGCUGCUCUUUUGGAAACUAACUUUGGUCUGCGUGUCUCUUACACUUGGGGCUGGCGGGUUGAUCUGCAUCUUCCCAGUAGUUACUAUGGAGUUGUGUGUGGCCUGUGUGGAAAUUUCAACGGUAAUGGUGGAGAUGAGUGGAGAGACCCUGCUGGAGUCCUUCUGCCAAGUCUUUACCAGUGGGCAAAGAGCUGGACAGCAGAAGACAGCAUCACAUCUGCAUGUCACGAUGGCUGUGAGACCAACUGCCCUGUUUGCUCUAGUGACUUACUUGCCCUCUAUGAAACGGACACUUUCUGUGGUGUCCUGACGUCUACAGGCCAGGGUGUCUUUAGUGCAUGUCAUGCUAAAGUGAACCCACAGGCGUUCCAGCAAAGCUGUGUGUAUGAUCUGUGCUUCAAUAAUGGAGACCGAAGACUUCUCUGUCAGGCUCUGGAGACUUAUGUCGAUCUGUGUCGUCGAGAGGGUGUGAUUAUUACAGAUUGGAGACAAAAAUUAAAUUGCUCUAUGAGCUGCCCGCACAACAGUCAUUAUGAGGGAUGUGCAUCUCCGUGUCCAGCAACGUGUCCGUACCCAAAUCAACAGCCAAAUUGCACUGGUACCUGUGUGGAAGCCUGUGUGUGUGACAGUGGAUUUGUCCUCAGCGCUGGCAAUUGUGUGCCCACCAGUCAAUGUGGCUGCUUUUAUGAAGGCGCCUACUACCAACAAGGCCAAACCUUCUGGGCUGAUGAGCGGUGUCAUCUGCUUUGCAAGUGUGACCGUAACUUAAGUGCAGUAGUGUGUCGUGAAUCAUCCUGUGCUGUCGGUGAGAGUUGCUCGAUUGUUAAUGGAAGUCGCAGUUGUCAGCCAGUGAGUCGCUCUGCAACAUGCACAGGCUCAGGGGACCCACAUUACCGCACAUUCGACGGAUUCCGUUUUGACUUCCAGGGCACGUGUGUGUAUCAGUUGGCAGCCCUGUGCCUUUAUAAUGCGAGUCUUGUACCUUUUAAUGUGACGGUUAAGAAUGAUCAUCGUGGGAACGGCGCGGUGAGCUUCACUAACACUGUCAAUGUGACUGUGAAUGGAUUCACCAUCACAUUGACCAGAGAACAUCCGUAUCAGUUACUGUUCGAUGGCCAGCUAGCAGAACUUCCCUUUUGGAUUCAAGAUGUGUUUGUAGUUGUCCGCAGUGGUAACAUUGCUGUUGUGAAGACAAACUUUGGUCUCCAGGUGACCUUUGACUGGUCCAAUGUGGUCAGCGUCACUUUGCCUUACAAUUACAGCAGUGCAGUCUGUGGACUUUGUGGAAACUUCAACGGUGUUGUUCAGGAUGACCUUGUGAUGCACAAUGGUAUGAUGGCACCCAAUGCCAGUAGUCUGGGACAGAGCUGGCAGGUUGCUGCAACAGCUGGCUGUUCCUCAGCUGGUUGCCUUGGUGCUGGAUGCUCAACCUGCACUGCGACCCAGAGGGAGAACGCCCAGCGCUACUCUCCGUCCUGCCCACCAAACAGCCACUACAACCCCUGUGCUCCAGGCUGUACUGAGACCUGUGUUAAUCUCUCUGUGCACAACUGCAGCAGACCCUGUGCUGAGGCCUGCCAGUGUGAUCGGGGUUACAUCUUGAGCGGCCAAACCUGUGUGAACAAUGGAUUUUUCACCCUCCCUUCAUCUUUUGGCCAUCAAGUCACCAUUAACCAGGUUGGUCAAAGUGUCCAAGUGCAAACAGAUUUUGGCUUGAGAGUUCUGUAUGACGCCAGUUACCACGCAGAAGUCUAUGUACCCUCAAACUAUCAAGGUCGCAUGUGUGGACUUUGUGGAAACUACAAUGGCAAUCCAGCAGAUGACUUCUUGUUGCCCAAUGGCACACAAAGCGCCAGUGUCGAUGCAUUCGGACAGACAUGGGCAUUGCCAGCAACUGAUGUUCAGUGCGGAGGUGUAAGUUCCCCACAGCAGUGUGAUCAGACCAAAGCUGAGAGAUACCGCAGAGAUGAUGCCUGUGGCCUUAUGGCAGCUGUCACUGGUCCCUUCAGUGCCUGUCACGAUCAGCUGAAUCCUGAGCAACAUCUGAUUAACUGUGUAUUUGACAUGUGUGUUACGGAUGGAGACAGAGCGAUACUGUGUGAAAAUCUUCAAGCUUAUGCCAUUACUUGCCAACAAGCCGGGAUACAAAUCAUGCCAUGGAGAAAUAGUUCAUUCUGUCCGAUGGACUGUCCUGCUAACAGUCACUAUGCACAGUGCUCUAAUAACUGUGUGAACACCUGUGCCAGCCUUAGUGGCUCCGUUAACAACUGCCCAGAUGUUUGCAUGGAAGGCUGUCAGUGUGAUGAAGGUUGGCUCUCAGAUGGUGAUGCAUGUGUGCCUGUGGGAGACUGUGGAUGUGUCCAUACUGGCAAAUACCUAAAGCUUGGCGAAGUCUUAGUGACUGACACCUGCGACAUGAAGUGUGUGUGUCGUACUGCUGGGCUGCUGGAGUGUGUAAGACAAACCUGUGCCAGAGGAGGGAUCUGUGAAGUCCGGGGUGGCCAUCGAGAUUGUUACACUGAUCAAGGCCGCUGUGUAUUUGAUGCCAAUGACCAGUUGCAGUCUUUUGAUGGUGUGACGGGGAAAGUGGAGCGGCCGGGAGUCUUUCAAAUGGCUUUCUUAUGUGAUCAAGAGUCUCCUGACUGGUUCCGUGUGGUGUUGGAUCUACAUGCAUGUGCUAGGAAUGAUUCCAGUAAAGUGACAAUGGUCCACGUCUUCUUCCAGAGCAUGAUCAUUACAGUCAACAAUCAGUGGCACAGCUGGGUGAAUGGAAAGAAGAUCUCGUAUCCCUUUAUGUCUAAAGAGGGGGUGUCAGUCUCGUCCACAAAUGAGGCUGUGAUCAUUGAGAAGGUGUCUACCAUGAGACUGACUUUCUCUGGCACUGGAGAGGUCGUGUUAUCCAUUAGCACAGUCCUGACAAACCAGAUUUGUGGAGCCUGUGGCAACUUUAAUGGAGUCACAGCAGAUGAUAUGAUGACUUCUGAUGGGAGAAACUCCACUAUGAUGUCUCUAGUUGCAUCAUCCUGGAAUGCUGAAGACUUCUUUACAUGUGAGGUGUAACAAAACUGGGAGGAAGAUAUUGCUACUAAAGCUGAUUUUUAUCUAAUAGAGGAAUUGUAAAUUGUAUUUAAUUGCACAUUGGGGUUUAGCAUGAAGCUUUGGUGUAAAAUGAAAGAUUCCUGCAUACAUGCUCAGUAUGUUUUUAGUCUGAUCUUAUUAUUGCACUUUUAUGAUUUGAGAUUAAGCACAU